Molecule: messenger RNA, 2302 nt
Organism: Condylura cristata (star-nosed mole)
Lineage: Eukaryota; Metazoa; Chordata; Mammalia; Eulipotyphla; Talpidae
Gene: FAM161B
Product: family with sequence similarity 161, member B
Exons: 9
Coding region: 43-1998 (651 amino acids)
Biological process (GO): cilium organization
Cellular component (GO): cilium
Source: RefSeq, a predicted model, not a curated record
UGCAGCUGUCUCCUCCGCCUCUGCGUCUGUCCCGCUGAGAAGAUGACAGUGGGGAGCCCUGCGGGAGACUCUGGCAGCUCUCAGAGUAGCCAUCAGAUAUUUCCCCCCAAAUCCUCCUCAGACACGGAGGGAGAAGAGGAAUUGUCUGGAGAUGGGCUGGUGUUGCCCAGGGCUGGCAAACUCGAUGAAUUCCUCAGCCUAGAGGAGGAGACGGAUUCUGCUUCUGACUCAGUUGGGAGCUUUUUCGAGACCCUCCAGGUAUUACAGCAGAAGGGCAAGUGGUCUCUGUUGGAAUCCCUGUACCUGUCUGAUCCAGACAGUGAUGAAAACCUCUCUGAAGAUGAGGAGGACCUGGAGAGCUUUUUUCAAGACAAAGGCAGAGGGAAGCCACAGGCCCAGCCCCCCAGGUCUCUGAGGUGUGGCUCCACGAGGCGCUGCAGCUCCCUGAGCAGCCUUCCCUCUGACACUUCCAAGAUUCAGUCCCAGACACACUCGGGCUCCAGGCCUCCAUCCCAGCAUAGAAGUGUCAGCUCCUGGGCAUCAUCCAUCACUGUCCCACAGCCUUUCCGCAUGACACUGAGAGAGGCCCGGAAGAAGGCCCAGUGGUUGGCCUCACCUGCCUCCUUUGAGCGUGAGAGGCAACAGGCCCAGAAACAGGGCCAGGAGGAGGCUGAGUGCCACCGGCAGUUCCGGGCACAACCUGUGCCGGCACAUGUCUACCUCCCCCUGUACCGGGAAAUCAUGGAGUGCAAGGAGGCCCGCAGGCAGGCAGGGAUCCAGAAAAGGAAGGAAGAUCUCCUCUCUUCCUUGAAGCCCUUUAGCUUCCUAGUGAAGGAUGAGCAACGAAAGGAAGCUGUCCAACAGAGGGAGUUGACUGCUACAGCUAAGGCCAAGAUCCCGACGCAGAAGGCCACCAGAAAGAUCCCCAAGUCCAUUCUGGAGCCGGCUCUUGGGGACAAACUCCAGGAAGCUGAGCUCUUCAGGAAAAUUCGCAUCCAGAUGAGAGCUCUGGACAUGCUCCAGAUGGCUGCCUCCCCCUUCACCUCCUCCAGUAGUCGGGCUGAUACACAGCCCCGUACAGCCUCUCGAACCCGAGAGAAGAAGCUUGGCUUUCUGCACACUGACUUUGGAUUCCAGCCUCGGGUGAACCCUGCUGUCCCCGACUACGAGGGCCUUUACAAGGCCUUCCAGAGGAGAGCUGCCAAGAGACGGGACACCCGGGAGGCAACUCGCAACAAGCCCUUCUCGCUGAGAACCUCCAGCCUGCAUCGCUCUCUGCGGCCCUGCGAUGCCACCUCUGGAGAGAGAAGGGAGUCCCCACAGCCACCUACUGCCCCCCGGGCAAGGAGUCGUUCUCUGAGUGGCCUUGCUUCCCUCUCUGCUAACACCCUCCCUGUGCACAUCACAGAUGCCACCAGGAAGAGGGAAUUUGCAGUCAGAAAUUCACUUGAAAAAAGAAACAAAGAGGAUGAGAGUACUCAGUGGCUGGAGAUGCACAAAAAGAAGUGUCAAGCUAUAUCUAAAUCGGUGUCCUUGCGAGCAAAAGCCAUGGACCCCCACAAGAGCCUGGAGGAGGUAUUCAAAGCAAAGCUGAAAGAGAAUCGGAACAAUGACCGUAAAAGAACAAGAGAGUAUAAGAAAGAACUGGAGGAAAUGAAGAAGAGAAUACAAACAAGGCCCUAUCUCUUUGAACAAGUCACCACGAUUUCCUUUUUACAGGACCUUGCCAAGAAAGAAGCAGAACAACGGUAUCGAGACACCCUGAAACAGGCUGGGCUUGAUGAAGAUUUUGUGAGGAACAAGGGUCGGGGCACCCGAGCUGUGCAAUGGAAGGAUCAGUCAGAAGUUGAUGACUAUCACAGCUCCCAUGAAGCUACAAAAUUUGACACCAGAAAUCCCCAGAAUUUAGAAGACUCACUUGAACUGCCUACAACCCCCAAGAAAGAACUGGAGGAGCUGCCUUAUGAAGUGCUAGAUAAUCUCAAAUCGCUUGCUUAAUCAGUACACUUAAAAUUGCUGCUUUUCAGUCAUAGUAAGUAGCCAACUUGGGGUUCAGUCAAAUCAGGAGGUAAAACUUGGACUUGUCAAGUCAUUAUGUCUUAGAGAAUGGGGAAAUGAAAAAUAGCAGGUUAACAGGAAUGGUCUGAAUCAAUCAAAGAGGAGCAGCAAGUGUGGAGUGAUCAUACCAAGUUCUUGCCUUGUCUCACAUUUAAGACUAAAAAACAGGGCACGGCCCUCCCUGGUGGCGCAGCGGGUUAAAGCACUGCACUGAGACGCUCAAGCCACUUCAGCAUGAGUUCGA